Messenger RNA from Uranotaenia lowii, 3206 nucleotides. RefSeq names its product collagen alpha chain CG42342. The transcript is spliced from 16 exons. The record is from RefSeq and is a predicted model, not a curated record. Bases 530 to 2836 code for a protein of 768 amino acids. Lineage: Eukaryota; Metazoa; Arthropoda; Insecta; Diptera; Culicidae.
AGCGGCCGACGGGGGUUCUGCUGUGUAGAGCAAAGAUUCUGACGGAUCGAACUUCGGAUUCAGUCGGUGACAGCGAGCGGAACGGAACGGAUCGAAUCGAGCGAGAACACGAACCGGUUCGAAGGACCGCGAUUGGUUUUUGGGGGAUUCCUCGGAGAAUUACGCCGGAACCUUCCGGGUGAUGGGGGUUUGAAGUGCCGUAUCGAGCGAGGAGCUCAAGUGGAAAGCUAAAGUUGAUAAUAUCCUAGUUGAAAGUGUGAGUUCUUUUCCCAAGAAGCUAGCAAAGGAAGAAAAGUGUCAGUGAAUCGGAAAGGCCAAAGCAAAUUUUCCGUAGCCGGCAGAUGAGGUCAAAUGAUGGAAAGGCCGAUCGUUUUGGUUCAGAGGGAAAAAGUGAAGUGUCACGUGUUUUAAAAGUGAAGCUUUUAGCAAAAAUACCCACCUAAGCAGUAUUGGAGCUAUUGUCCGAAGAAAAAUUGGUUGAAUCGUUGAAGGAGAUUACAAACGCAUAGAUUCGUUUCCCAGAUGCGAAAUGAUGGAAAACUUUUCUGACAUUCCGGCAAAGCCGCGGCCAACCGUGGACCUGCUGCAGGAUACGCCGGCCAAGGCCACCAGUCCGACGGCUAAGGCCAGCAAUCGUAGAAGUCCUUCGCGAAAAAGCCAGCCGCAUCAGAACGGAAAGCGAAAAGGCAGCGGAAGUCGGCUGGAAGUUGGAAAGCCCGACUCUGAAUUGGCAGCUUCCGGCAGCACUUCUGCCAGCUCCUUCAUCAGCUAUCUGUUCUAUCUGCUGUGCAUCACCUCGCUCGGGGCCACCAUCUAUGGUAACAUUCGUCAGACCCAGCUCGAGGGUCGACUAGUUAGUUUAGUUAACAUUGAGGAGCGACUCAGUCUGCUGGAGAGUCAGCUCAACGACGUCAAGCAAUACGGAAAGUUCCGUCGGGUGGUUCUUUUCGGUGGCAAUGUUGGUGACGGGGAACCAGAAGAACCAACCAACGAAGUCGUGGAUCACUCGGAGCAGAGCAUUUCGGAUGUAGUUCGGAAGAUUUCGGCCCAGAUCGCCGAGCUGCCUCGAAUACGUCGGGAUGUUUCGGCGCUGAAGCUUUCCCGUACGACCCGGCAGGCUCCGGCCGAUGGCGAAUGCAACUGCCCACCAGGUCCUCCAGGUCCACCAGGGCCCGUCGGCAAAAGAGGCAAACGUGGCAAAAAAGGAGAUCCAGGUGAACCAGGGGCCGAGGGUCCAACUGGUCCACCUGGCAAAAAUGGCCUUCCGGGAUUAAAGCGAUCCGUGACGACGUUACGGGGAGGUUCCCUGGGGUACGCGGAAAUCGUCGCCGUCAAGGAUCUUCAAGCAGCUGGCCACAAUGUGUCCGCUGCCAACAUAAUCCAGCUGAAGGGUGAACCGGGAGAACCAGGCCCUCCUGGACCACCGGGACCGACAGGACCAUCCGGUCCCAUGGGCCUGGACGGACGGCCGGGACCACCGGGCGAUCCGGGUCCUAAGGGUGACCCGGGAACGGCAGGCGAGAAGGGCCCCGUCGGCAAUCCGGGAACGCCGGGGCUCCCGGGAACGAAGGGUGAUCGAGGAGACAAAGGAGAUCGGGGGUUGACGACACACUUUAAGGGCGAUCAGUUUCCGGCCGGCAUCAUCGAAGGGCCACCCGGCCCUCCGGGACCACCAGGUCCUCCCGGAGAGAAAGGUGACAUCGGCCCAGAAGGUCCCCCGGGUCCUCAGGGCGAAAAAGGUCCCCGGGGUAAGCGAGGAAAGCGGCAGGGUCCCGGUAAGGAUGACGAUUACGACGAAGCGACUCUGGCCCAGUUCCGAGGUCCACCGGGUCAACCGGGACCACCAGGGCUUCCGGGACGAGACGGUCUACCGGGCCAGAAGGGCGAAUCCGGUGAGGUGGGUGCCCCCGGAUCUCUCGGACCACGAGGCCUUGACGGGAUGCCAGGAGAACCUGGUAUCGAGGGUCCCCCGGGUUUGCCGGGCUACCAGGGACCUCCCGGAGAGAAAGGCGAUCCCGGAGAUAUCGGACCACCAGGCCUUAUGGGUCCGCCGGGACUUCCCGGGCCACCCGGCUAUCCGGGUGUCAAGGGUGAUAAGGGCGACCGAGGUGAUGGCUUCCGGAAAAUGCGGAGGCGGCAGGAUCACGAGGGAAUGGCCGACGAACCGUACCGGGAGACGGUGUACGGACCGCCGGGACCUCCCGGGCCACCUGGUCCGAUUGGCCAUACGGGACCGCAAGGCCCUCGGGGGUACGACGGCAAAAAGGGCGAACGGGGCGAGAAGGGACAGAAGGGAGACUACGGACCGAUGGGACUGCCGGGCCCCAUGGGAUUCCGCGGCGAUUCGGGUCCAGUCGGUCCAGUAGGCAAACCUGGCCAUCCGGGACCCCCCGGAUUGGACGGCAUGAAGGGCGCCCAGGGAGAGACCGGCAUCAAGGGCGAAAGAGGUGAUCCCGGACUGCCUGGCACCGAUGGCAUUCCCGGCCAGGAGGGUCCCCGGGGUGAGAAGGGCGGCAAAGGUGACCCGGGACCACCGGGCAAACGAGGCCGCAAGGGUGACCGGGGGGACAAGGGUGACCAGGGCGUUCCCGGGCUGGACGCUCCCUGCCCGCUCGGAAUGGACGGUCUUCCCCUACCGGGAUGUGGCUGGAGGGCACCGAAAGUGUACCAGGAACCGGCAAUGCCCUCGCCACCGCACAAGGACUACCUGCCGGAUGUGACGGGAACGGAGAACGAGAGCGAAUACGCGGAGGAGGAAGAAGACGACGGAACCGGAGGCGGAGAGGGCGAAGACUACGAGGACGAAUACAACGAGAACGAGCAUGAAGGGAACUGAGCGUGAAAUGAGAAGAAGAAAUGUGCGGCUUAAGUGUGAGAGAGAGAACUUUAGCUGUAGACUUACCCGUUGAAAUUUUGUGAGCGAUGCGUGAAUCGUGGUUUGUUUUGCAGAAUUAUUCAAAAAAAAAAUGCAACUAGACAAUUUAGCAGCUGAGUAUAAGAUAGGAACAAUCCAUCGAUCGAUACAGGGUGUAAUACUUUUUCAAUCUCAUGUCUGAAAGAAUAGAUUUAAUUUCAGAAUGUCCAGAAUGUUAGUAAUAGUUAGUUUAGUGUUAAAGCAUCUUCGUUGUAAAAAAGGUUUCAUCUUGUUCAUUUAAUAAGCUAACCGGCAUUUCCAAACUAGAAUAAAUCACCAAAGAUUGUCUUUA